AUGACGCCAACUUCUCCUACAAGUUUCUUUUCAAGUUCUUAUCUUGACAUUAAUGCAACACUGUAUGCCAAUGUCUCUUCUACACCAAAUGUGGCUACUCCUGGACUGCUUAUCCCUUUAGUCUACUUAGUUGUAUGUGCAGUAGGGUUGUGGGGUAACACCUUAGUGAUAUACCUGGCAUGGAAAAGUCCUGCUGGACAGAAUUCAGUCACUGCUCUUUAUAUCUUAAAUUUGGCAUUGGCUGAUGAUCUUUUUAUGUUGGGCCUACCUUUUCUAGCUGCCCAAAGUGCCCUGUCCUACUGGCCCUUUGGUUCACCUGUUUGUACGAUAGUAAUGACUCUGGAUGCUGUAAACCAGUUUACAAGCAUAUUCUGCUUAACAGUGCUCAGCAUGGACAGAUACUUAGCCGUUGUUCGGCCCAUACAGUCAUCCAAGUGGCGAAGACCUAGAGUGGCAAAAAUUGUUAACAUCACAGUAUGGAUUCUCUCCUUUUUGGUUGUGCUCCCAGUAGUUUUCUUCGCUGGCGUUCCAAAGGAAUCUGGUAUGUGCCACAUUGCUUGGCCUGAGCCACAACAAGCAUGGAGGACUGGUUUUAUUUUGUACACUGCUGCACUUGGAUUUUUCUGCCCAUUGCUUGUUAUCUGUAUCUGCCACAUACUAAUUGUGGCCCAGCUAAGAUUAUCUGGCAAUCGAGUUAGAGUAGCUCCAGCUCGACGCCAGGGACCUGAACGUAAAGUUACCAAGAUGGUCGCCCUUGCAGUGACCGCCUUCAUUCUAUGUUGGCUACCAUUUUACGCUUUAAACAUUAGCAAUCUUCUGUGGCCUCUGCCUGCAGGUCCAAGACUGUAUGGACUUUACUCUUUUGUUGUAGCUCUGUCAUAUGCAAACAGCUGUCUGAAUCCCAUUAUAUAUGCCCUACUUGCUCGUCCAUUCCAGCGUGGUUUGCGACGUGUCCUCUGCAGGACCUCUGUGAGGGUAGCAGAUGGAGUUUUGAAUGGAGGAGACAACAGAGCACAUGGAGAGCUGAGUAGAGUAAGUGGCAUCUCUGAAGAAAGGAAAAGUCCAAAAGUGGUUGGAGUAAGUGAGAAUGGCCAGAUAGCUGCAAAUGAAGAACCACUACAGCAAGAUGUUGGUCCUUCCUCACAAAAUGCUCUCCCGGAGGAAUUAGGCGCUUCUGAAAAAGAAAACAUGUUAGGCAUAAGUUAUUUGUAA
Messenger RNA from Bufo bufo (common toad), 1212 nucleotides. RefSeq names its product somatostatin receptor 3 (gene SSTR3). Lineage: Eukaryota; Metazoa; Chordata; Amphibia; Anura; Bufonidae. Bases 1 to 1212 code for a protein of 403 amino acids. The transcript has a single exon. The record is from RefSeq and is a predicted model, not a curated record. Gene Ontology annotation, biological process: neuropeptide signaling pathway. Gene Ontology annotation, molecular function: somatostatin receptor activity; neuropeptide binding. Gene Ontology annotation, cellular component: membrane; neuron projection.